AUGUCAGACGAUCUGAAACCCCAUACCUCCCACCCACAAGAUAUCGAGACUCCUUCUAGCCACCAGGACGAGCCUGUUGUGCUGGGACGGGUCCGUACUUCGGGAGAACGAGAUGAAUACAUCCACAUUGGCGGGGUCAAGUACCACCGAGACGACUUUGCCCGUGCCUUUGGUGGUACUCUUAACCCUGGUUCUGCACCCGUUCCCACUCGUCAGUUUGGUAACGCUGCUCCUUCUGGACUGUUUGCCUUCUCCAUGACCAUGUUCAUUCUCGGCAUGUGUCUUGUCAAUGCUCGUAAUGUCCAUGCCCCCAAUGUCAUGGUUGGUUGUGCCUUCUUCGGAGGAGGUCUUAUCGAAGUCAUUGCUGGUAUCUGGGAGAUUGUGGCCGAGAACACGUUUGCCGCAACCGUCUUCUUCUGUUUCGGCGCCUUCUGGUUCUCCUGGUCCAUGCUCAACUUCCCCAUUGGUAUCGAGAAGUACUACUCCACUCCAGACGAGUUUGCACAGUCCGUGGGCAUCUUCCUCAUGGGCUGGUUCAUCUUUGCCUUCCUCAUGACGCUGUGCACGUUAAAAGCAACAGUGGCCUUCUUCCUGCUCUUCAUCUCCCUCGACCUGGCCCUCAUCUUCCUGGCUGCAGGCUACUUCCAGAGCAACUCCAAGCUCACCAACGCUGGAGGAGGCUUCUGUAUCUCUACAGGUCUACUUGGAUGCUGGAACGGAUACGCAGGUGUGGCUUCUCCACAGUCCACCUACAAGUGGCUGAUCCCCAAGGCUGUGAUGAUGCCUGGAGCCCACCAGUGA
Molecule: messenger RNA, 801 nt
Organism: Yarrowia lipolytica CLIB122
Lineage: Eukaryota; Fungi; Ascomycota; Dipodascomycetes; Dipodascales
Cellular component (GO): plasma membrane
Molecular function (GO): acetate transmembrane transporter activity
Source: RefSeq, a predicted model, not a curated record